This is a messenger RNA of Ipomoea nil (Japanese morning glory), 1107 nucleotides long. RefSeq lists its product as uncharacterized. Lineage: Eukaryota; Viridiplantae; Streptophyta; Magnoliopsida; Solanales; Convolvulaceae. The record is from RefSeq and is a predicted model, not a curated record. The coding region runs from base 1 to 1107 and encodes 368 amino acids. The transcript has a single exon.
AUGGCGGCACACCCAGUAGUGGUAGCUGGGAUACGACAUAGAAUUGGAAAUGGUGAGACAACUCUUAUAUGGGGUCACCCAUGGCUCCCGGAUAAUCCUAGUCCCUUGAUACAAACAGUGAUGCCAGAGGAGUUAAGAGAGGCACGAGUAGCAGGUUUAAUAGACCCACAAACAAGCACAUGGGAUCCACAUAUUCUUUCUGAUUUAUUUAUCCCUGAGGAUGUGAACCGAAUAAUUAUGAUUCUUGUUAGCCCUUGUUAUGAUGACUCAUGGUAUUGGAUGGGUGACCCAAAAGGGAUUUAUACAGUAAAGAAUGCUUACAGGCGUAUUAUUGGUGAUUUUGAGAGUAGCCCAGGUGAUUUUGAUAAAUGGGUUAAGAUGUGGAAAUUGAAAGUACCACCAAAGUGGAAGACUUUUUUGUGGAGGGCAAUAUGUGAUAUUCUACCCACUACCACAAAUUUGAUUAAUAAAAGGGUGGAGAUCGACCUGGCAUGCCCAAUGUGCACUUUAAAUCAUGAAAAUGUGUUGCAUGCUUUAGUAUAUUGUGAAUGUUCUACAUUAGUUUGGAAUAUAACACAAUUACCUAUCACAAAUAUUGUUACAGAUUCGUUCGCAGCAUGGUUAACUGGGGCUAUAACGGUCUUAACGGAAGAGCAGACACAACUUAUGGUGGGGGUCCUCUACAAUAUAUGGAGAUGCCGCAAUGCGGCCAUGUGGAAAGGGGCCAUGCUACGUCCGCAAUCCGUGGCAAGGGGAGCGGCGACAUCGCUCCUGGCGUACGGCAGUGCGCACUGUCGCACCACACGGGCGGAACCAGCGCCACAUUCCGGACCGGAGUUGCACGACAACCACAUGCGAUGUUAUGUAGAUGCGGGGUAUCGACAGGGAACCGGGGAGGCCACAUAUGGUAUUGUGUUACUAUCGCCCGGGGGAUCUUUCAUAGCGGCAAAGAGUGGUAGAUCACCCUCUUGUUUUUCACCACUCAUGGCAGAGGCGUUGGCAUUUAAGGAGGCAAUGUCUUGGCUAAUUGGGAGGAUCAAUGAAAUGUCCUCACACAAAUUUUUGUCAUAUUUAUGCCAUCUACGAAAGGUGCGCCCUUUGUAUUAG